This is a messenger RNA of Salvia splendens (bonfire salvia), 927 nucleotides long. RefSeq lists its product as uncharacterized. Bases 1 to 927 code for a protein of 308 amino acids. Lineage: Eukaryota; Viridiplantae; Streptophyta; Magnoliopsida; Lamiales; Lamiaceae. The record is from RefSeq and is a predicted model, not a curated record. The transcript has a single exon.
AUGGUUGAUUUUGCGGAAACAAUUGAAGAUUGCAGACUUCUCGAUCCGGGAUUCGAUGGUUCAGAGUAUACAUGGGCCAAGAACUGGUUGUUUGAAAGGCUGGAUAGAGUGUUGGUAAGUGAGACAUGGACUAGGAUCUUUGAGGCAACAAUGGUGACCAACCUCCCUCGGGUCUCGUCGGACCAGGGGUCGGUCCUCGCAAGGUGCAAGGUGUUGAACAACACCACUGGAGGCAGAGCCUUUAGGUUCCAAAAUAUGUGGAUCCGACACGAAGGCUUUGCGGAUCUAGUGCAAGAUGUUUGGGAUGAACCUACGGGGGCGGGUGGACUUAUAAACCUGGAGAUUAAGCUAGCAAGGAUCAAAAAGGCCUUUAAGAGGUGGAACAAAGAGAUCUUUGGGAACAUUCACUCCAAUCUCAAGAGUAUGGAAGAUAAGAUUGCUAUGGCCCAAGCCGAGUUUGAGGCAGACCCAACGCCCGUGAACAGGAUCGCGAUUAACAAAAACAUCGCCAACUAUAUUCUCCUCCUUGGGAUGGAAGAGGACUAUUGGCGUCAAAAAGCAACACAUAGGUGGUUGGCCGAGGGAGACAAAAACACUAGGUUCUACCAAAGCUGGGUGAGACAAAAAAGCGUCCGACUACGCAUCCAUUCUAUCCAUGUGAAUGGGCGUGAGCUCACAGAUGAGGCAGAGAUUAAAGAGUCAGCGGUCGAAUUUUACAAAAACCUCCUUGCACCCGACAACCCGGUGCUUUCAGAACCAGACCUUAACAUGAUCCAAAAACUCCCCCUCCGUCCGCACAACUUGCAGAUAUCUCUAACCCACCAGACACGGAGAAAGUCAAACGAGUCGUCUUUGAUAUCUCAGGAGACAGUAAAUCAGGACCUGAUGGGUUCUCGGCCACCUUCUACCAAGCUUGUUGGAGGAUAG